Lampris incognitus (smalleye Pacific opah) is the source of this 3357-nucleotide messenger RNA. It is a transcript of the gene plk3, whose product is annotated as polo-like kinase 3 (Drosophila). Gene Ontology annotation, cellular component: spindle pole; centrosome; cytoplasm. Bases 112 to 2097 code for a protein of 661 amino acids. Gene Ontology annotation, biological process: mitotic cell cycle; regulation of cytokinesis; Golgi disassembly. NCBI's taxonomy places the organism in Eukaryota, Metazoa, Chordata, Actinopteri, Lampriformes, Lampridae. The record is from RefSeq and is a predicted model, not a curated record. Gene Ontology annotation, molecular function: ATP binding; protein serine/threonine kinase activity; protein binding. The transcript is spliced from 15 exons.
AAGCGCUUGUGAGCCGCGCCGCAGUACCGAGCAGAACCGACGUCGAAGCCGAGGGCAGAGCACCGACGAGCCGGGGAGGAUUUACGAACCCGCCCAAGCCCGCUCGUCCCCAUGGAUACCGGUUGCUUCGCCGCCGUCAAUCCGGAUAUGUUCAAGCCCUGCUCCGAACGGGGACCCCCGCAACAAGGCGGCGUCCCCCCCGUUAAAACCAGCCGCACUAAGCCGGAGCAGAGCAAGCCGGAGCUCGCCCAGGUGGUGACGGACUCCCGGACGGGGAGACGCUACAGCAAAGGGAAGCUUCUGGGAAAGGGUGGCUUUGCACGAUGCUACGAAAUGACAGACCUUACCAGCAACAAAAUGUACGCUGUGAAGGUGAUUCCACAGAACAGGGUGUCCAAGCCGCAUCAGAGGGAAAAGAUCACAAACGAAAUUGAGCUCCACAAAACCUUGUCGCACAAACAUGUGGUGAAGUUCUCCCAUCAUUUUGAAGACCAAGACAACAUCUAUAUAUUCCUCGAGCUCUGCAGUCGAAAGUCCUUGGCACACAUUUGGAAGGCAAGGCACACACUGACAGAGCCAGAAGUUCGCUACUACCUCCGACAGAUAAUAUCAGGCCUCAAAUACCUACAUAACAGGGGUAUCCUGCACAGAGAUCUCAAACUAGGCAACUUCUUUGUCAAUGAGAACAUGGAGCUACGGCUAGGAGACUUUGGCCUCGCAGCUAAGCUGGAGACAGUCGAGCAGAGGAAGAAAACAAUUUGUGGGACCCCUAACUACCUGGCGCCCGAGGUGCUCAACAGACACGGGCAUGGCACAGAGUCUGACGUCUGGUCCCUAGGCUGUGUGAUGUACACGCUGAUGUGCGGCAACCCUCCCUUCGAGACUCUAGACCUGAAGGAGACCUAUAAGUGCAUAAAGGAGGUUCGGUACAACAUGCCCUCCAAUGUUUCCCCCACUGCCCAGAAACUCAUUUCUGGCAUCCUGCAGAAGAACCCUAGCGACAGACUGAGCCUGGACCAGAUCCUGAACCACGACUUCUUCUCCAAGGGCUUCACCCCUGAUAAGCUGCCGCCCAGCAGCUGUGUGAUGGUGCCAGAGCUCCACCCGCCCAGCCCUGCCAAGAAAUUCUUCACAAAGGUGGCCAAGAGUCUGUUUGGCAAGAAGAAAGCUAAAGUGGAGAAAAUCCCAUGUGAGGAGAAAGAUGACAAAGACCUCUCUAAACUGGUGUCGGGGAUUGUUAAAUCCUCCAUCAACCGUCAGAUCAGCUACAAAACAGUGGGACCCAAUGAGGCGCCCUCCACCACCGGGCAGCUGGUCAGCUCGGUCCCCUUGGAACAGACUCCUGCUGAGGAGGAAUCCAGGAAGUCCAUCUCCCGCUCCUUCAAGGGCACCAUGGCCAGCAGCGCUGAACCAUGCGAGGAUGUCCUGACCCCCGCCUCUGUGACUGAAUUGGCCCUGAAAGUUCUCAGUAGCUGUCUGGCCACCAUGCCCUCAGCCACCAGAAAUCCUCCCUGUCUGUCCAGACCUCAGACGUUCUUGUGGGUGUCUAAGUGGGUUGACUACUCCAACAAAUAUGGCUUUGGCUACCAGCUGUCCAACCGCAGCGUCGGCGUGCUCUUCAAUGAGGGAACACACCUGAGUCUUUGUGACCAGCGCAAGACGGUCCAUUAUUGCUUGACCAACAACAAACACUUCACUUUCCAGGCCAGCUCUCUGCCCGAGCAGCUCCGCAGCCAGAAACAAAUCGUAGAGCUCAUGGCCAACUACAUGGAGCAGAACCUCAUGGAGGGUGGAGACUUGCAUUGUGACGAGCAGACAUCUUCCCCUCCUCCUCUCCUGCUUCAGUGGGUGAAGACUGAUCAUGCUCUACUUAUGCUGUUCAAUAAUGGCACUCUACAGGUGAACUUCUACACAGACCACACCAAGAUCAUCCUGUGCAAGUCGUCUGACGGUUCCUACUUGCUCACAUACAUCAGCCGGGAGCGUGUCUCCUACACAUACCUCCUCAGCAUGCUGGCUGAGAUGGGUUGCGCUUCUGAGCUCCGGCACAGACUUCGGUAUGUGGUCCAGCUGCUCCACCACCAUGCUGAUGCCUGAGGGGGGGCAGCAUGAUGCCCCCCUCCACCCCCGGGUUGCCUUAUUGAUGGAUGCUUUGGAGGCAACCUGUCUGGUUUACACCUUUCUUAUUUUAGCCAGCCUUAGCGGGUGAUACGACUCUCAAAAGCUGAUGCCUAUUAAGUUGAUGGGUGGAAGUCGGCUCGACUCUUGGGCAAUAUACUGUCUGGACUGGUGCCUUGGAGGUAACUGCUUGUCAAACCGAUGCCUGGAGGGUUGAGCUACCCUUAAUAACGUCAAGCUGUCAGGAAGUCUCCUGUGAUGGCAGCCGCUUAAGCCCGUCAGCUAACGCCACAAAGGUAUUCACCUAGAAGGUAUUGAUGCCUAAAUAAGGGACAAUUAACAGGCUUUUUUUUUUUUUCCUCUCUUUUUAAGCCUGAACUGUGAUUGGUUGCCUCACAGACAGAUGUAUAACUGGUCACCCGAACUUCUAACUUCCUUUUCCUCACUCGCACUCGAACCACUGCUUCUCGGCUGGGUCUUUUCAAAAGUCACCAACCAACCCCGCAUCUCUCCACUUCACCUCGUGAGCCGGUGUCCUGCCCAUGGUUCCCCAGUGGCGUCUAAACACUAAUAUUGUCCCAUUUGCUUGCAACGGGGGAAAAGGUUGUCUGACUGCUCUGAUGCUUUUCGGCGGGGAUUUCCCAAAAGUGUCUUUGAGGUGAAGUCAUGGUAAUGCCGUCGGCUUGCGUCGGAGCUGAGAAAGAACUAGAGAAGAUCCUCCCACCCGCGGCUGUUGUCUGGACUCUUUGGACUAUGGUGCACACAUUUUGAGUUUUUUUUUUUUUUUUUCCUCUGCAUAUUUUAAGGUGUGAGCCAACUAUUAGACAUGAUCACACCGUGGUCUUGACCUCACAUGCACAAAAAAACAUUCCUGGCCUUAUUCGAUGAUGAUGAUGCUAAAAACUCGGAAGAAAGUCAUUUGAUUCUUCUUUUUUUUUUUUGCUGUCAUCACAAGCCUUUUUUUUUUUUUUUUUAAUAUUAAACUUCACUGAUUGGUACACAGUUAUACGUAAGGGUUUAUGGGAGGAACACAAUUUUGCACUAUCAUCUGUUUUGUAAUUUAAUUUCGAAGGGGCAGAACUUUUACUUCCACCUGUGGCUGUUUUAUUUGCUUUUAACUACAUACCAAAAUGCCUUUUUUUCCUUUUUUAAAUUUCCCUUUUUAAGAUUCACGUAGACGACUGUGUGUGCGCCAUGCAAGAAAAUGUGUUGGUAAACUAGAAAACUCUUGGUUGGAGU